Molecule: messenger RNA, 1623 nt
Organism: Spodoptera litura
Lineage: Eukaryota; Metazoa; Arthropoda; Insecta; Lepidoptera; Noctuidae
Gene: Sirt6
Product: sirtuin 6
Biological process (GO): negative regulation of transcription by RNA polymerase II
Cellular component (GO): nucleus
Molecular function (GO): transcription corepressor activity; histone H3K9 deacetylase activity, NAD-dependent; NAD+ binding
Source: RefSeq, a predicted model, not a curated record
CAAAAUGAAACAAAUUAAAAAUGUCAAAUCAAAAUGCUCUGUGGAUAAAAUGUUUGUUUUGUAAUCUAAUCUAAACUGAACAAUUAAAUAUGUACAAUUAAAAUAUCUAUGUUUUAAUCAGACAGAAUGUCUUGCAAUUACGCCGACGGAUUAUCUCCGUAUGAAAAUAAAGGAAUCCUAGGAGUUCCAGAGAAAUUUGACUCGUUGGAGAAGUUUAACAAAAAAUGUGAACUUUUAGCUCAAUUAAUAGAUCAAGCAAAACAUGUGGUAGUACAUACUGGGGCCGGCAUCAGUACUUCAGCAGGAAUACCAGAUUUUAGAGGCCCCAAUGGAGUAUGGACCUUAGAAAAAGAAGGCAAAAAACCAGCAACAAACAUUUCCUUUACCGAUGCAGUGCCAACAAAGACGCACAUGAUUCUCAAGAAGCUAGUAGAAUGUAACAAAGUACAUUACAUAGUCAGCCAGAACAUUGAUGGCUUGCAUCUAAAGUCUGGACUCUCUAGGAAGCAUCUGGCCGAGUUACAUGGCAAUAUGUUCAUUGAUGAAUGUAAUUUGUGUAAGAGGCAAUUUGUGCGAAGUAGUCCCGUAGAGACAGUGGGCAAGAAAUGCAGUGGAGUACCAUGUGCAGCGGAACAUGUGACAGGCAGACCGUGCAGAGGACGACUGUAUGACGGAGUACUGGACUGGGAACAUAGUCUGCCAGAGAAUGAUCUCACUAUGGCGGAAUGGCAUUCUAGUAUUGCCGACUUGAGUAUAUGCUUAGGAACAACUCUUCAAAUUAUACCCAGUGGCAACUUGCCUUUAGAGACAGUGAAGUAUGAUGGGAAACUAGUCAUUUGUAAUUUACAGCCUACAAAACAUGAUAACAAAGCAGAUCUUAUAAUCAACUACUAUGUAGAUGAUGUACUAGAAAAAGUUAUGAACAUACUCAACAUAGAUAUACCAACUUACAAUGAAGAUGACAACCCUAUAAAAAGGGCUGACACAGCAAUCAUAGACUGGACAAUCGAUAGACGCGAUGUCCUAGCCCUAGAAAAAAAAUACAAAGCAAAAUGCAAAGGAGUAAAGAAAAAAAGGAUUUUAAUUAAAAAUAAACGUAACAGUACCGAGAUUAACGCGGAAAAUGGUGUCAGUGAUGAUAAAUCAAAGAUAAUUAAGUUAGACAUUAAGGAAGAGCAAAAUGGGGAUUUAGAAGAUAAGCCUGAAGCAGAUGCAAGUGUAAAUGGCCAGUGACGCGUGGUGGUAAAUAAAAAAAAUAUGAACCAUUACCAAACUACUUGGUUUACAUAAUAUAGUCUGUGGACAAAUAAAGACAGGACAAAGAUGUAAAUCUGUUAGAUAUAUAAGUGUAAAUUCACAAAGAAUGUUAAAUAUUAAGGAUAUUUGAUUAUUUUUACAUGAAGGAUGUAUUUUCUUAUUUGAAUUAGAAUUCAAGCAUGUUUUACUGAAACCAAUUUUAUCAAUACUUAAGUACAAAGUCAUUCCACAAUGUAUUACUUAUUAUUAAUGUUGAUACAAUGAAGCCUGAAGUGAACAAAAUGUAUGUAUGAACAAUGCCUAUAAUACUACCAAUUUAUCAUUUUUAUAAGAAAUGAAACACUGAUUGUAAUAAAAUAAAUAAUU